Molecule: messenger RNA, 2835 nt
Organism: Encephalitozoon intestinalis ATCC 50506
Lineage: Eukaryota; Fungi; Microsporidia; Unikaryonidae
Product: DNA-directed DNA polymerase alpha
Exons: 1
Coding region: 1-2835 (944 amino acids)
Biological process (GO): lagging strand elongation; leading strand elongation; mitotic DNA replication initiation
Cellular component (GO): alpha DNA polymerase:primase complex
Molecular function (GO): single-stranded DNA binding; purine nucleotide binding; pyrimidine nucleotide binding
Source: RefSeq, a predicted model, not a curated record
AUGUAUUUCUAUAUACUAAACAUUGAGCAGGUAAAUGAAACAACGGUCAUGCUUUAUGGAAAGCAACUGGACGGUCUUCCUAAGGAGCCGCCUGUAGAUGCAUCUUUAUGUAGUUCGAUAUCUGGAAAGAUCCGUGUGGAAAAUAUACAUUCGCCAGUCUUCCUGAAGGCAGUCAAGGGUAAGGACGAGGAGUUGAAGAGAGAUGUCGAGUUGUUCAUGAGAUCCAAGGGAGUUGAGUGUGUGUUUGAGUCUACAUCAAAAGAAAAUGUGUUCUAUAGUAAUAUGGAUCGAAAGGUCGAUUUAAUCAAGGUCCUCCCCAAAAGAAACAUUUCCUUUGACAACUUCUUUUCAGAUUACUCAGAAGCGAUCAUAACAGAGUUUGGCAAUCCAACAGAAAACAUUGUUAUAUCAAGAAGGCUUAGAGGGCCUUGCAUAGUUCGAAUUGAUGGACACUCCAUGUCUUCUGCAAGGGAAACUGUUGUGAGGUCUCCCUCAAUGAUCCACUUUGUUUGCAAUUCAAGUCUCCCUAAACUGGUCUUUGGCUCACUAGCAGUGAGAUUUGACAAGACGGGAAUUACCAAGUAUUGCCUGUAUGCACAAGGGACUUAUCAUUGCGGAGGAGUGAAACUUCCGGAUUGCAAGGAGAAUUUUGAAGGAAAGGGAGUUGAGUAUACACACCAUCAAUCCUCGGAUGCAUUAGUGAAGGAUCUCAAUAAUUUGAUGUCUAGCAAAGGCAUUGAUUGUAUAGUCUAUCACAAUCUCCCUUCUCUGGUUCUCAAGAAGCUGGAUAUAUCUGGAAUGGUGAGAUGUGAUUUAUUUGUCUUUGCGAGCGGAAGCAUAAAAGGAUGUGAUUUUUCCAUUGGGGAACUACUUGGAACACUGAAUCUGGAGGUUCCUGGGGAGCUGAAGGAAAUCCAAGAACACACAGAUGGCCAGCCCAAAAACUUAUUCAAGACACUUGCUUUAGAAUCCAAAGCAAUACUGGAGAUAUUUGAGGCCACCGAAGCAUUGCAUCUAUCAAAGGAAAUGUGUGAGAUUUCAGGAUAUAUUCUAAACAGAACUCUGCAGAACCUACGUGCUGAGAGAAUUGAAUAUACUCUCCUUCAUGAGUUAUACAACCGAGGAUAUCUAUUUCCCUCAUCUGUAAGUCGUCGAGAGGUGAAGUAUACAGGAGGGCUGGUUUUAUCUCCUCAAGCAGGGUUCUAUGAGGAUCUCGUCCUUCUCCUGGAUUUCAACUCCUUGUAUCCGUCGAUUAUCCAGGAGUUCAAUGUAUGCUUCUCGACGAUAGGGAUGUUUGAUAAAAGCGUCUCGGGGGAUAUGAGUCCUGAGAAACUGGCAGUUCUGACCGAGAAGAGCAGAAUGUCGGAAAGAGGGUUUCUCCCAAAGAUUCUUGAAGGAUUUGUUGGAAGAAGGAAGGCAAUCAAGGACCUGAUGAAGCAGAGCAGGACGCCAGAGGAAGCAAAGGCUCUAGACAUAAGACAGAAGGCAUUGAAGUUGACGGCCAACAGUAUAUAUGGAUGUCUUGGGUUUACAGGAUCAAGGUUUUGUAACUACACGAUGGCAGCAUAUAUAACCAACAAGGGGCGGGACCUUCUUCUGGAGGCGAAAAGAAUUGCUGAGGAAGAGUGUGGGAUGAGGAUUAUUUAUGGAGAUACCGACUCUGUGAUGGUUUACACUGGUCUUUGUGGAGAGAAGUCCAACUACAAAAGAGCACUGGAAAUGUCAAGAAAGCUGAGAGACACAAUCAAUUCAAAGCAUCAGAAGAUAGAGAUUGAGGUGGACAAGGUUUUCAAAAAGCUUUUGCUAUACAAGAAGAAGAAGUAUGGAGGGCUCUACAUGGAUGAAGAUGGGAAGACCUAUGUGGAGUACAAGGGAUUGGAUCUUGUCAGAAAAGACUUUUGUGAGGUCAGUAGGAAGAUAUGCAAAAUUGUAUUAGAGCUGUUACUUGCAGACAGUGAAGAUCCUAUGGUCUACGAAAGGUUUUAUAAGGAUAAGGGAGAGGCAAAGACCAUCUUAAACAAUGGAAACACCAAGAUCAUCGAGGCGGUUUAUGACGAGCUAAAGAAUCUAAGCAGCAAUCUUGAGAGCAUUCCUUCAAAGGAGUUUGUCAUUCAUAACACCCUGUCGAAGGCGCCGGAAAGCUACGAUCCCUCGGUGGGGCUUCCGCAUGUUUCUUUAGCCUUGAGGUUGAAGGAGUCGGGAAUGAAGUUUGAUCAGGGAGAUGUUGUUUGCUAUGUCAUAGGAAAGGGAGAUUUGAGGGAGGCUGUCCAUAAGAGAGCAUACCAUUUGAGCGAGAGCUUUACCAUUGACUAUGGAUAUUAUGUGUCUAACCAGAUCCUCCCGCCUUUGCUCAGAAUUGUGGGUGUGGUUAAGGGCUUUCACCCGGAGAAAAUAGGAAAGAUCUUUGGAGUCGAAAAGGCAGUGAAGCAGGGGGUGGAAAAGUCCAUAUCAUUCUUAACACCUUGUUGUGAAAUUGCUCAAGGAGCAUCUUCGAAGUGUAGAGAAUGCGGGAAGCCUGUUUCCAGGGAAUUCUAUGUAUGGAAAGUUAUGGAGAUGGUUAGAAAAGAGGUUGAGUGCUUGUAUAGUGCUGAGUCAAGAUGUCUUGAGUGCGGGAUAUCCUCUUAUACUCAUAUGAAGAGAUGCUUCAACUGCAACUCAGAACUAUCCUUUGAGCCCCUAAACUAUGACUUCGAUCGCCUCUUGAGUAAGGUGCAGUCUAUGUUUACAGGAUGGGUUGAGAUAGAAGAUAUUACAAAAAAAUAUGCAGCUGCUUCGGAGUAUAGGCGAAUCGACCUGUCUAAGUAUUUUGAAAAAGAGAUUGGUAGAAAUCAUUAG